UUUAGCCGGUCUCUCCUCCCUCUGCUGCAGCGGCCAUGCUGCUGUCCGCCGCCUGUCUCGGUGCAUCCCGGUCCACCGCCGGUGUAGCCUGCCGCCGCUGCAUCCCUGAAUCCCAGGUUAGCGGACCGGCUUGGACCGGGUCGGCUCGGUCGUAGCGGUUCAGUCCGCCUGGAUCCACCGGAGCAGACCCGAACACGGCGCCGGUUGGCCCGGGGGGAAGAGGAGAAAGCCUCCAUAGCAACAAACCGGUUUCACGGCAUUAUUGUGAUGGAGGGAUGUUGGAGGAUGCUGGGAGUGUGACUGAGACAGAAACCCCCAAACCGACCAGAUUACCAGGAUUACCAGGACUGCAAAGCAUCGUGCCAGGUGUAAAGCGGGACUGCUGGGGCUCAGCGGGCUUGAACCAGGUCUGCGCUACAAUGUGCUGGGUUUAGAGCCAGAUCACGGGGUUACUACUGGGUCGUUGACACUGCAGGAAGGUCACUGCGAGGACAAAUCAGCAAAGUAGAGAGUAGACGUCUGAAUUUCGGCCCCACUAACAUGAGCGGUGUCAAAGCGGCCUUUAGUUAGAAACCCCACCUGGUCUCUCCGGAUUAAAGCAUCAAUGAAAUAGCUGAAUUUUAGGAUUCUUUUGGUGGAGAAAGGACUGUCUGUAGUAUUAACACAGUAGGAUACCACUGGAUUUAAAACAGGGUUACCUGAUCUGCAGACGGAUACGGGGACUACACCUGCUGCCUUUUUACUGGUGUUCCUCCUGGAUUACAGAAACCCUGCAGCCAGGACCAGACACCUAAAAAUACCAUCUUUUGGGGGUCAGCAGGGCUACAAAGCAUGUUAGAAGCCUGCAUGUUGAACAUCACAGGGAUUACAGCUGGUCUUUGAGAAUCUGAAACCGCGACAGCCAGAUUACUGUGUCUACUGGUUCUACAUCGCUCUGAAUGGGAUCAUAAAACUAUUGUGGUAAAAGAACAGUUAUUAGCUACUGGGUCUACAAGUGAGUCACCAAGCUUAGCACACAUCUGAUCAGGACUACACAGCAACUGGACUCAAGGUAUCCGAGCUAAAAACCAGGUAACCACGACAAGAGUCGCUGUUAUCGUACUCGGAAGAUGAAUCUUUCGUAGCAGGGUCUCUGUUGAACGCCACCGGACCAGUAUUCACCAUGUCUUUGAGUAAGACCCUGGAGCUGGAGCACUUCGAUGAACGCGAGAAGGUUCGCCGGGGACGCUCCACGCGCACUAAGAGAGAUGAUUCCACCGCCAGUGCUGGCGGCGGGGGGUCUGGCCCCAGCUCCCGGGGCAGCAGCCUGGUCCCAAGCCCUGCCCACAGCGCCAACUGCAGCUACUACCGGACCCGAACCCUGCAGGCGCUGACCUCGGAGAAGCGGGCCAAAAAGGUCCGGUUCUACCGUAAUGGAGACCGGUACUUCAAGGGUCUGGUGUACGCUGUUUCCAGCGACCGGUUCCGCUCCUAUGACGCGCUGCUGAUGGAGCUGACGCGCUCGUUGGCGGAUAACCUGCAUCUGCCGCAAGGGGUGCGCACGAUCUACACCAUAGAUGGCAGCAAGAAGAUCACCAGUAUGGACGAGCUGGUGGAAGGCGAGUGCUAUGUCUGUGCCUCCAAUGAGCCUUACCGAAAGGUGGACUACACCAAGAUCUCCAUCCCGAGCUGGAAGCCGGGUGCUGGCGCCGGGGCGGGACCUGCCAGCUCAAGUCGGCCCUCCACGGCAUCGACAGGGGUGUCAGCCAGCACCAGCUCCUCCAAAGAUCGUCCCGAAGGUCGUGAGAGCAGGGAGAGCAAAGACUUUAUCAAGCCCAAGCUGGUGACGGUGAUCCGCAGCGGCGUGAAGCCUCGCAAGGCGGUGAGGAUCCUGCUGAACAAGAAGACGGCUCACUCCUUUGAACAAGUGCUGGCCGACAUCACGGAGGCCAUCAAGCUGGACUCCGGGGCCGUGAAGAGGCUGUACACGCUGGAUGGGAAACAGCUGACCUGUCUGCAGGAUUUCUUUGGAGACGACGAUGUGUUCAUGGCGUGCGGGCCGGAGAAGUUUCGAUACGCUCAGGACGACUUUGUGCUCACACACAGCAGCAAAACACCUGCUUUUGUUAACGAGUGCAGAGCCAAGGCAUCUCGCUCCACCGCCCCUGUAAAAACUACAACUCCCAAGAGCCCCAGCAGCUCUGGCUUCUCCUCCUCCAGGACUCCACCUAAAGGCCUGCCCAGAACGAAGUCUCCAGGUCCAGCCAAUGAGGCCUCAGGAUCGCAUUCAGCGGGGAAGUCCUCUAGAUCCAGCCCCUCCCCCACAAGCCCUGGGACACGGCGCAACCUCAAGAUGUCUCCUCGUCGUGCUUCCUCCUCAGAUGUAAACGGAGAGGCCGAGCAGACAGAUGACACCACUGUCGAAGUGAACGGGAAUCGCUCUGUUUCGUCCUCCAUCAUCAACGAGAAGUACCAGGUUGGUAAAGUGAUCGGAGACGGAAACUUUGCUGUGGUCAAAGAGUGCGUGGAGAGGUCAACGGGACAGGAGUUUGCUCUGAAGAUCAUCGAUAAAGCUCGCUGCUGUGGGAAGGAGCACCUGAUAGAAAAUGAAGUGGCGGUGCUGCGGAGGGUUCGACAUCCCAGCAUCAUCCAGUUAAUCGAGGUGGAUGAAACGCCCAGUCAGCUGUUCCUGGUCAUGGAGCUCGUCAAGGGCGGCGACCUGUUCGACGCCAUCACCUCCUCCACCAAGUACAGCGAGCGUGACGCCAGCGCCAUGGUGUUCAACCUGGCCGGAGCCAUCAAGUACCUGCACCGGAUGAACAUCGUCCACCGAGACAUCAAACCAGAGAACCUGCUGGUGUGUGAGUACCCAGACGGCACUAAGUCACUGAAGCUGGGUGACUUUGGUUUGGCGACGGUGGUAGAGGGACCGCUGUACACCGUCUGUGGCACGCCGACGUAUGUCGCCCCGGAGAUCAUCGCAGAGACUGGUUACGGUCUGAAGGUGGAUAUCUGGGCGGCAGGAGUGAUCACCUACAUCCUGCUGUGUGGAUUCCCUCCAUUCAGAAGUGAGAAUAACGUCCAGGAGGAGCUGUUUGAUCAGAUCCUCAGAGGGAAGCUGGAGUUUCCGUCUCCAGAUUGGGACACCAUCAGCCUCCCAGCCAAGAUGCUGAUCAGUCAGAUGCUGCAGGUGAACGUUGACACUCGUUUCACUGCCGAGGAGGUCCUGUCCCACCCCUGGGUCACGGAUGAGGCUCCCGUAGACUCCAACACUGUGAGCAGCACUGAAGAACCGACCAGUGGUGACACACUGGAACCAGAGCAGGAAUCCCCAAUACUGGAAACCAAACAAGUUCCCUCACCUCUGGUCUAAAACACACCCCCUUUGAUCGACCGGAAACCCAAAAAGUUUCCCCACCUCUGGUCUCGACCCGUCCAGGAAACCAAACAGGUUCCCUCAAAUAUGGACCAGAACACGUCCCCUUUCAUCUACUGGAAACCAAACAAGUAUCCCUAUCUCUGCUCUAGAACUCCAUGUUCGUGCACUGAAAACAAAGUUCCUUCACAUCUGCUCUAGAAUAUGCCCCCUUUCAUCUAAUGGUAACCAAAGGAGUUCCCACACCUUUGGUCUAGAACUAGUCCUGUUUCAUCCAGUGGAAACCAAACAAGUUCCUACAUCUCUGGUUUUGAACAAGUACCCUUUUAUCAACUGGAAACCCAAAUCAAAACUAGUCUAGAACUCUUCCUUUUUUCCCCCUCCAAUAAAAUCUUGAUUUUUAUCACCUGCAGUCCAGAGCACAUCCUGUUUGAUCUUGUGGAGCCCAAAUGAGUUUUAUCCUCUGGAAGCAAAACAAGUCGACCACCAUCCAAUUUAGGAGAGGACUUUUUACACCUACCGGAAACAAAAUAUGUUCUCUGGCAUCUGACCUAGAACACCUUCCUGUUUCUUCUACUGGAAACCAAACAAGUUCCCUCAUUCUUGGUCUACAACAAAUCCCCAUUUACCCACUGAAAACUGACCAAGUUCCCUCACAUCUGGUCUAGAAUCCUACCUGUUCAAUCUACUUGCCUCAGUGCUGGUCCAGAAGUGUCCCAUUGCCUUUAUGGGAAACCAGUUCUCUAAUUUUUGGUCCUGAAAACAUCUUGUUUCAUCUGCUGGACACUUAGCAUGUUCUCUUACCUCUAGAAACCAAAUAAGUCCCGACAAAUCUGAUCUAGAACUCAUCCUGUUUCAUCCACUGGAUACCAAAUAAGUUCCCACAAAUCUGAUCCAUAACUCGUCCUGUUUCAUCCACUGGAUACCAAAUAAGUUCCCACAAAUCUGGUCGAGAAUUCAUCCUGUUCUUUCACCUGAAACUAAAUAACUCCUCAGUCUAUAAUACAUCCCCUUUUAUCAAUUGGAAACCAAAUGAGUUUUCUUAAAUCCACCCUAGAAUCAGUCAUGCUUCAACUACUGGAAACCAUCAGGUUCCCUCUAGUCUCGAACAUGUAUUUUAUCUUCCAGAAACCAAAUCUAUACCCCCGUCUCUGGUGUAGAAUGUAUCCCAUUUAAUUCAAUGGAAACCAAACAAGUUCCCUCAAACCUAGUCUAGAUUAUGUCCCUUUUAAAACGUAGACAAAAGGAGUUCCCAUACCCCUGGUUUAGAACAUGUUUAUUUUCAUGUACUGGAA
Messenger RNA from Epinephelus moara (kelp grouper), 4650 nucleotides. Its product is annotated as serine/threonine-protein kinase DCLK2-like. Bases 1163 to 3352 code for a protein of 729 amino acids. Gene Ontology annotation, molecular function: ATP binding; protein kinase activity. The record is from RefSeq and is a predicted model, not a curated record. The transcript is spliced from 16 exons. Lineage: Eukaryota; Metazoa; Chordata; Actinopteri; Perciformes; Serranidae. Gene Ontology annotation, cellular component: microtubule cytoskeleton. Gene Ontology annotation, biological process: protein phosphorylation; intracellular signal transduction.